AUGGAGCCCCAUACUGGCGCUAAGCCUAAUGCCGACUACGGUCGCUCACCCCUGACACGGCGGUCCACCGUCACCAAGUCUGCCUCCACUCUGCCUGGCCCUCCACCUCUGCCCCUGGCGCUGCCGGCCAAUGAACGCGGUAGCGCCGCCGCCGUAGACAUGGCCACGGCCACGGCGACGACCACAUCCACGCCUCUGUCAACCGACUUCCAUCACAAUUCACCGAACAGCAGGCACAUGGCGACUGGCCUUCCCGUCAUCGCGCCGGCAAUUGUUUACCCUGCUGCGGACGACGAUUACGGGGACGACGCUGAAGGUGCCCCGAGAGACUGGCGACACAAUAGCGGCAGCAGCGGCGACGCUAUCGAGACCACCAUCAUCUCCUUGGCCUUCGACGAUCACGACCAGGAUGAUACUGGCUCCCACAGUCUAGCCGCUCCAUUGCCCCCAUCCCCGUCACAGUCUCCGUCACAGGACAAACGCAGCAAAUCCCAAGGCCUCUUGCUUUCGCCAACCUACAAGCCCCCCAUCUCCCCGCGAUCAACAACCUUCUCGUCCGACACCUUCCUUCAUCCCGAUCACGCGAACCUGAGCCUUCUGCGGUCCCCAUCGCCCGACCCCAGUUCCUUUGCAAUGGCGAGCCAGGACGGGUCUGCGUCUCCCACCACGGGCGAGUCCAGUGCGCCGCCAAAAAACCCCUUCAACUUCCAGACCCAGAUCAUCUCUUCGGGGCCCGUCAAAUCUAAUAUCGGUCAACGCCGCGGCCAUCGCUACAAACACUCAUCCAUCAGCGCCCAACAUUCCUUCUUUCAGGAACCCCCACCGCGCCCACCGCCCGUCCUUCCCGCUUCCCUCCCUAUCCCGACCUUCAAGGAAGCAUGGCAUAGCAUGCAGAAGCUUCAGCGCAUGCGCUUCUGGUGGUGCUGCUGCCACGCCGCCAUAGCCGGCUACGUCUUCCUCAGCGCCGAGGGCUCGCUCGCCAUGACUGCCCUCUCGCAUCUGGUCGCCUUCGACGUUGGUUCUGCCGCCGUCUGCGUCGCCGUCGAUGUCCUCGGCAACUUCGAAGUCUGGCGGCGGUCCAGCAUCCGACACCCCUUUGGUCUGCAGCGCGCCGAGGUCCUCGCCGGUUUUGCCAUGUCCGUCUUCCUCGUCUUCGGCGGCUUCGACCUGCUCUCGCAUAACAUCAAGCACGCGCUGGAAAACGUAGGCGAGCAUGCGCCUCACCACCCUCUACCGGACACCCUGGACGACACGAGCGCAAACCUGGCCUCUUCGACGCCGAUAGCGCACAUCCACGCCCACGACGCCACCACCCCGCGCGUCUCGGCCGGCGCCGUCGACUUCGCCAGUCUAGCCGCCAUCCUCAGCACAUUGAUAAGCGCUUACGGCCUGCGCAACCACAGCCGCAUCGGUCGCGUCAUGCGCGUGCCCCUGCCAUACCUGCGCAAGCUCCUGCCGCACGCAGGCAUCCUGUCCAACCCGUUCCACCUGCUGACUACGUUCUUCGCCUGCGUCAUGCUGCUCCUCCCGCUCCUCAGCAUCUCGUACUUCGUCUGGCUCGACCGGCUCAUUUGCGCCUCGAUAGCCGUCAGCAUGUUUGUGUUGGGCACUCGUCUGGCGAUUGCGCAGGGGCUGAUGUUGUUGAUGAGUUAUUCUGGUCCAAGAGAUAUCUCGCGUUCUCCGCCAUCUACAGCGGCAUCCUCGGAUAAGAAAAUGGACAGUUUGGCGGCAGGAGAGAAUAACAACAACAGCCAAGUCUCAGCCGUCGUCCGCGAGAUCGAAUCUGAACCCCAAAUCAAGCGCGUCGAAGAGGCUCAGUUCUGGCAGGUGCACUACGGUCUAGCCAUGGCCAACCUGAAGGUUUGUCUGGCUACCAAAGGGAUGGAUGACGGCGCGCUGGCGCAGCUGAGAAGUCGGUUGGCGAGGUUAGUGCAGAGUCGGUUGGGUGAAGGGUAUGGAAGGGGGUCGAAUUUAAGGUGGGAGGUUACGGUGCAGAUGAGUACGGAUUCUACGUAGCUGUGCAAACUUUGAAGGAAUAUUAUGUACAAGGAUAAUGGCUGGGAUUUUUUUGGGUGACAUAAAUAAAGCUUGUUCGCUUUGGAAUUGGAAAAGAGGAUAGGCAUGGUCCUUUGAUGAUGAUGAAGAUAGUUUCGUUGGCUAUUUUGCCAGCGCGUGUUUACUCAGGAAGCGAGAAGAGGCAAAGUAAAAUCUGGCGAACUUAUUAUCAGACAAGCGUUUCUGCAACG
Molecule: messenger RNA, 2246 nt
Organism: Neurospora tetrasperma FGSC 2508
Lineage: Eukaryota; Fungi; Ascomycota; Sordariomycetes; Sordariales; Sordariaceae
Exons: 2
Coding region: 1-2016 (671 amino acids)
Biological process (GO): zinc ion transport; intracellular zinc ion homeostasis; transmembrane transport
Cellular component (GO): Golgi apparatus; membrane
Molecular function (GO): zinc ion transmembrane transporter activity
Source: RefSeq, a predicted model, not a curated record